UGACAUGCUGUGUAGUACAGAAUGUAAUUUGGGAGGGACGGUUUUAUUUCGAGCACGGUCACGUGGGUGUUGGGAGAGUUGACGAGUUGCGCGUGAAGUGUGGAAAGACGUGUCGUAUAACCUCUGUGUUAGAUUUGAAAGUUUGCGUUAAUUAAAAAAUUUAUGAUUUAAAACACACAGAGAGAGAGAGAGAGAGAGAGAGAGAGAGAUUUUGAGUUGAGAUUGUGCGUUUGUAUUGAAAAAGGCAGUAGAAUUUAUAUUCCUUUGUAAAUCUUCACCUCUGAGUCUGGAAGGUGCUGAGAAAGAAAUCGCUUUUUCUUCACAACCUGUAAAGAGCACGAGCUACCGGUUUCAGAAGGAUGUAAACACGCCUGAAGCAGCGCGCGCGCACACACGUGCGCACUGUUGAGAAGCCGUGCUGCUGUUGUAAGCAGAGCUGGCACAGACAGUGAGAUCCGCUUCCUGUGCGCGCGCUUCUCACUCACAGCGCGACAUUAAUGCGGGCUGAGGAAGCCGCGAGACAACUCCGAGUUUAAACUGAUUUGUGAAAGACUUUGGACGUUUGUGUUUUCGCUUCAGCGCGCAGUGCAGUGCACGUGAGGAGUAAAGCGAACCCGGAGGAAGCGCACUUUGCAGUUUGUCGGAAGUGUUUGCACUGGGGCAUGUUUGCACUGUGCGUCUGGCGGGAAACCUGUUUCGCGUCCUGUUUCCCCGUGAAGCGUCGCGUGGAAGUGUGAGCGGCGGCGACGCACGCAUGAGCCGCGCGCUCGGAGCGGCGCGCACUCUCGGCCGGCUCCGGUGAGGACAUGCCGCGCGACCGCGGCGUAGACGAAGGCGCUUCCGGCAGCGUGCGCCUCGAAACACGCGGCACGGAGGACGUGGAACGGGGCGGCGGGGUCGCGCGGCGCCCGGGUACGGACGGACGGCGGGGAGAGCGCGGCGCCCGCCUCAGCCUGCUCGGCAAGCCGCUGGUAUAUGGCGCGCAGUGUGGCCGCAGGAACGCGCGCUACCGCCGUUUGCAGAACUGCCUGUACAACGUGCUCGAGCGACCGCGCGCCUUGGCGUUCGUCUAUCACGCGCUUGUGUUUGUGUUGGUGUUUGGCUGCUUGGUGCUGUCCGUGUUCUCAACCAUUCCUGAACAUCAAGAAAUGUCAUCACGUGCUCUGUUCAUAUUGGAGUUUGUGAUGAUUAUUGUGUUUGGGAUGGAGUACCUCGUGCGGAUCUGGUCUGCAGGCUGUUGCUGCCGGUAUCGGGGAUGGCAGGGACGACUGCGGUUUGCCCGAAAGCCGUUCUGCAUUAUAGACAUCAUUGUACUGAUUGCAUCGGUCGCCGUGGUUUCGGCCGGUAGCCAGGGCAACAUCUUUGCCGCGUCAGCACUGAGGAGCAUGCGCUUCCUGCAGAUCUUGCGCAUGGUGCGCAUGGACCGCCGCGGAGGCACAUGGAAGCUUCUGGGAUCUGUAGUUUACGCACACAGCAAGGAGCUUGUGACUGCCUGGUACAUCGGCUUUCUGGUGCUCAUCUUCGCCUCCUUCCUCGUCUACCUUGUAGAGAAGGACUUGAAUAAGGAGUUUUCUACGUACGCUGAUGCACUCUGGUGGGGCACUAUUACUCUGACCACUAUUGGCUAUGGAGAUAAGACUCCCAAGACAUGGACGGGCCGCUUGCUGUCCUCAGGCUUCGCGCUGCUCGGCAUCUCCUUCUUCGCUCUGCCUGCGGGUAUCCUGGGUUCAGGUUUCGCUCUUAAAGUCCAAGAGCAGCACCGACAGAAGCACUUUGAGAAGAGAAGGAAUCCUGCAGCUUGCCUCAUCCAGUGUGUUUGGCGUAGCUAUGCGGCUGAUGAGAACUCGGUUUCCAUUGCUACCUGGAAGCCACAUUUAAAGGCGUUGCAUACCUGCAGUCCUACAAAGAAGGACCAAGCGGAGACCUCGACAAAUCAGAAGCUGAGCUUUAAAGAUCGUGUAAGGAUGGCUAGUCCUCGCGGUCAGAGCAUCAAGAGCAGACAGACGUCCGUCACAGACCGGCGUUCCCCGGGCGCCGAGAUCAACGCCGACAGCUCGAGUCCAAUCAAAGUGCAGAAGAGCUGGAGCUUCAACGACCGCACUCGCUUCAGACCCUCUCUCCGCCUCAAGAGCCAGUCCCGCUCCACCACCGAUGGUGAGGCUAAUAUGGCACCAGAGGAGGGCAUCGAUGAGAAAGGCUGUCACUGUGAGAUCUCCGCUGAGGACUUGUUACCAGCAGUGAAGACCGUCAUCCGAGCAGUCCGGAUCAUGAAGUUCCACGUGGCAAAAAAGAAGUUUAAGGAGACGCUGCGUCCGUAUGACGUUAAGGACGUGAUCGAGCAAUACUCAGCAGGACACCUAGACAUGUUGUGCCGGAUUAAAAGUUUACAGACGAGAGUGGACCAGAUCCUGGGGAAGGGGCAGGUCCCUGUAGAUAAGAAGCUGAGGGAGAAGAUGCUGUCUGAUGGGGAUCUGCUGGAGGACGUCAGCAUGUUGGGGAGGGUGUGUAAAGUCGAGAGGCAGGUACAGUCUAUUGAAUCCAAGUUGGACUCGUUGCUGGACAUCUACCGGCAGGUCCUACAAAAAGGCACCUCCUCGGCUCUCAGCCUGUCCUCUCUGCCCCUGUUUGAGCUGGCACAAACAACAGACUACCCAAGUCCAGUCUUUACCAAGGAUCUCUCCUCUCCCUCGCAGUUCAGCCAAAUGAGUGGCUCCAACUUCCCCCGGGGCUUCCAUGUCAUCUUGGCUCCCAAUGAGUUCAACUUCAACUUGAACAAUUCAUCAGGGUCUCCCUCUGUAGAUGACAAGCUCAGUUCUGCCUCACCAUUUAGCCCAUGUCCGCUUCAGCCUCUUGCCACACCCACCACAGAUUGCCCACCUGCUUUCAUGGCAAACAAUGUUCACCCUGGUGGGGUGCAUUUUCCCAGACUCGCCAGCCCUCCCCCACCCCCUCUGGCGUCUACACGGUUUCAGCUGCCCCUGUUACCACCUCAGUCAGGCCAAGUGAACAACAGAUCAACCCAAUCUCAAUCCAGUCCUUCUGAUCAUUUCCCACCCUCCUAUUCAAACAGAUCCCUGCAGGACUUGGCACCAAGCGUUAGAAAUCGGCCCAGCGCCAAAGAGGACACUUCCUGGAGGAGACUUAUGAGCCCAGAGAUGGGAAUGGAGGUGGAUCCUCUGGUGGAGCUCUCACCCUCUUCAGUGUCAGAUGGAGGAGACCAGGCUGUGGGAAAGUCCUUCUCUGUCCAGGACCUCAUUGGGAUUCCAGAGGUUGAUGGUCACCACAGCCUCUCAGCCAGCAGCAGCCAGGACUCUUUGGCUGCAGAGAGUGAAAUGGGAGGAGGUGGCUGGGCCGAGGCUGAUCUCUUCAUUGCAGAUGGAGACCUGGAGAACUCAGUUCAGUCUCGGCCCCCGGGCUUUGGCUUCCUGGCACAGCCUGCUGCAAAUUCCAAUUUCUCCUCUGAACUUUUGAGGACAGGGACAGCAACGAGGGAUGGCCUCAGCCUAUCGCCCAAAAUGGGUGGUACGCAACCUUUCAUUAUGCCACACAUUCGGCUAAAACAAUAAGUCGUGGACAUGACGAACUCUCAUUAGACUUGAUCUUCUUGAAGGACAUAACUUGCUUGAAAGCUUUGUCUUAUUUUAAAGUAUUUUAUUUUAGAAGCUGGAAAUGGGAGCUUGGAAAGGCAAGCAUGGAGUUUGGGGUAUUGUUUUUAUGUUAGUUUUUUUUUUUUUUUUAAUUUGUUUCCGUUUUAGAUUUAAUUUUAUAUAUUGUUGUUGUUAAGUACUGAUUUAUUUAAGAAGAGAAAAAAAAUUCAUACAGUGAACAUACAUGAGGACUAUUCAUUGCAUGUAGUGUGUUUUUUUUUAAAGCACUGUAUUACUGUGUUAGCCUAACGAGGGAAAUCCGCAACAUAACGAAAAGGCGCUUUCUCACAUACUGUAUAAUUCCUUGCUUAGUUCAGAUCAAUGAAAUUGACACGUUUCCUUUUGGGGACUUUUCCAUUUCACGUAACAACAAAAAAUACCUUGCAUGUGGAGACCGAUAGGAUUGGAUAUGUACUUUAUAUGUAGAUCUUUUAUUGAUUGGCUCUUUCGUGUAAAUGAGUCAAUUCAGGGUUGAAUUGUGUUCUCAAGUCAAUCAAACUGCACUAGGAUUCACUCACUUGGUCUCAGACUGGCCAUUUUGGUCCAUACCUAAGUGCGAUUGCUGGGUUCACACUUGCCUAAACAAACCACAUAGGUAAAAAUGCCAUAAGUUCAAAAUAAUUGCAUGUCUCCGAUUAAAAAAAACUAAAGAAGCUACAGUAUUGCUUAUGUUGCACAUAAGGACCACAGGAACUGAUGAAACUGGAAAGGAAGGUUUAUAAACAAGUUUGCUUGACAAUGUCAUGUUAUUUUAGAUGCUAAUUCUUUUUAAAGAUAUAAAAUAAAAUCAAUGAAGACAAAAGGGAGAAGUAUGAGUAGGGCCAGCUCUAGAGGAAGUGUCGGGGAGCCAUCAAUGCUAUGAAACAUGAAGAGUUUACAUAAGCCAAGUUUGAAAACUCAGGUCGAUUGAUUUGAUUUGGCGAUUUUUUUGGGAUGUUUACGUGUAAUCAAAAGCCAAUAAAUUACAGGAAUAGGUGCGUGACACCCUUUGAGGCAGCAGAAGGAACGGAGACUCACCACUGAGAGGUUUCUCAAUAAGAGGCAAGGUGUACAGUAUGUUCAUCUGAUUUUGGAUACAGUAUAAAGCAAAGGGUUUUUUGUGUUUGUAUGAUAAAAUCUCACAAAAACCUAAACUGGAGAAGAUGACAAACCUGCCAAGCUUUACCCAAGCCCAAAGAGUUCAAUUAGGUUAGUAGCACAGUGAAGCUACGCCAAGAGAUAAAAGCCUAGCGUCAGUGGAAAACGAUGACAAAAUAAAUGCUUCAAGCAAGGUAGAAUGAAGGAGCUGUUGACUAUUCGUUCGAUUCAUUCAUCCGAGAUGCUUCUUGCAUGAGCAAAUCUGCAGCAGACUCUGAUAAUACAGGUUAAGCAGAAAGAAGGUAAUAAACUCAAAGCAGUGUUGAUUUAUGAAGGAAUCAAAUCUCAAAAUGCAAUGCACAUUAAUACAUUUUAAACAGAUGAUACUGUUUUGUGCCUCAGUAGUAUUUAUUCAUAUUUAUUACUAUUUAUUGUUUAUCACUUAUCACUUGGCUGCUUUUUCUGAUAUUUGAAUGACCCACACACAUAUCCUCAAUAAGACCAUCAUGUUAAUGACUUGGAUCCUCCUCUUUGCCCCCUAUGAAAAGAAAUCCUAGAACCUCCUCUGAGUAUGAGAAGCCUGUUGUAGUAAAAUGAUAGAAAUAACAAUGCUACUGUAAAACUAGAAAUGGCUCUAACAAAUUUCAAAUGUUAUUUGUUAUAUUCUAAGAGGAACAGACAUUGUUGCAUAUCCUAUAACAUGUAGUAUGCUAUAUUUUAUAUAGUUUUGUCAAGCCAACUUAAAACUUUUUUCCUCAGAAAAAUAAAUAAAUUGUUUUUACAUCUUUUUAAAUGUUAUAUUACAUUGUGAAGUAUUUUAUUUUUCUUUAGAUGUAAUAAGUCCCGGACAUAUGGAAGGGUACCUUUGCUGUUGAACACUGUACAGUUUUGAUUUAAAAAAAAUAAAUAAAUAAGGAUAAUUCAAUUGUGAGGGCGAACGGUGGCUUAGGGGUUAGCAUGUACAUCAUACACCUCCAGGGUUGGGGGUUCAAUUCCCACCACAGCGGAGUUUGCAUG
Ictalurus furcatus (blue catfish) is the source of this 5741-nucleotide messenger RNA. It is a transcript of the gene kcnq5b, whose product is annotated as potassium voltage-gated channel, KQT-like subfamily, member 5b. The record is from RefSeq and is a predicted model, not a curated record. Gene Ontology annotation, cellular component: membrane. Lineage: Eukaryota; Metazoa; Chordata; Actinopteri; Siluriformes; Ictaluridae. Gene Ontology annotation, biological process: potassium ion transport; transmembrane transport. Gene Ontology annotation, molecular function: voltage-gated potassium channel activity. The transcript is spliced from 14 exons. The coding region runs from base 807 to 3566 and encodes 919 amino acids.